AUGGAUCAACCAGCCCUCAUUGCUCCCGAAGCGUCGGCCCGGGCCCCUCGUGUGCCUAUGAACGAGAAGCUUGACUCGAUUUGCGCGCUGAUGGAAAAAUUAAACUUGACCCCAAAGGAGUUUGUGGUUGCCUUCCUGGAGCGAAAACAUGAUAAUGUGGCCUUCAGACGUCGUUACUGGGGUACGGAAACCGGGUGGGACUCUACGAGAAGGUUGAUUGCAGCCAUAAAGGCCCAGGCUUGCUCUCACAUGGAAGGCCGGGGCCUCUGGGAAGAAUUGAUUUUGUCCGAGUCGAUGGAGAUAGCCAUGUUGCAAAAACCAAAAAGUGGACUGGCACCAGCAGGCGCUGAUCAUAAUUCGUCAACAUUGUCCGAAUCCUUCUUUUCCAUGGACGAGUUGGCCACACGCAAUGAGGCUCUGGUCAAUCGCAUGCCGUUCUUGUACAAGCUGCUCUGCUCCACACUGGAUGUGAACAAGAUUCAUGAGCGGGGCAACCCAACUGAAGCGACAGAUGGGAACCGCCCCGAGGAGGGAUCGGAUGAAGAGGACGAAGAUGACUCGUCGGAUGAAAUGGAGGAUUUGGACGGGUUAGUCCUCAGGAAGAGUCGCGACCCGGUGGCGAAAAGGGCAAAUCGGGUUCAUACUAUUGCUCGAACUAUCUGCGCGAUGGUUGCUUUUGGCCGGAACCGACGGCAUAAUGGGUUUCAACUGAGCAAUGCGGUUAUAUUCCUUGCGGCUGGGGUCACCGAGAGGGUCAGCAGCUACCUCAACUACAUUGGGGUCAGCUCGUCUCGCAGGACUGCACACGCAGCCCUCAAGUCACUUGGGCUUGAGGCCGAGGAGACCUUCCGGUCUAGGUAUCAGAUGGAUCAAUUGCCCUUGAUUGCGCCAUUGCUUUGCUACGACAACCUCGACUUUCAAGAAAAAGUACACAUGAAAUCAAUUGGGCAUACGAGCCAGAUGUUUCAUGGGACCUGGGGUUAUAUCCAUUCAAUACCCCAAAGCGUUUUGCCACGACUCAACCCAGAUGAACUCAGCCGAGACGCGUUGAACAAGGCGUUGCACAUUGGCUCUAAACUCACUAUCCAACCAGAGAUGUUUACUCCAACGAUCGAAAGUACCGACCACUGGCAGAAGACGAUGAAAUCUCAGAUCACUCGGGUGAUAUUGCAGUAUCUUGAGAAGCCAGUGGACUGUUGA
This is a messenger RNA of Puccinia graminis f. sp. tritici CRL 75-36-700-3, 1200 nucleotides long. RefSeq lists its product as uncharacterized. The record is from RefSeq and is a predicted model, not a curated record. NCBI's taxonomy places the organism in Eukaryota, Fungi, Basidiomycota, Pucciniomycetes, Pucciniales, Pucciniaceae. Bases 1 to 1200 code for a protein of 399 amino acids. The transcript has 3 exons.